UGCGUGGAGAGCGAGAAACUGCGAAUUGUUGUCGUGUUAUGUACAGUACGACGAUACCUGCGGUGGGCGCUGGGUGCGUGACCGAUGACCCGUCAUGACGCUUGCUCGGCGCGUCUGCGCUCCUGCCUUGCCCUGCCCAAGUGCACACCCGAAGUCAACAACAGCUGGCGAAACGACUCACGAUCAGUUGAUUCGAUUCCGACGAGUCACCGAGGUCACUGAAAUGCCGCCAGUCGAAAUGCGGUUGAAAAGAGGGUCGAAAAGCGGCCGGUGUGUGCUACUCCGGGCCGUCUUCGCUACGCCGAGACGCUGUGGAGCGCUCCACAGGGUGAUGACGUGCCAUUAAGAGAACGGCUACUUGUCAAUAUUGCUCGAUUAGGCUGAAACACUGAAACAGCGAAAAUGUCGAGUCCUCAGCAAAAAAAGAAGCAUCUUCAGACAGCCAAAUCACUCACGUG
Molecule: messenger RNA, 458 nt
Organism: Macroventuria anomochaeta
Lineage: Eukaryota; Fungi; Ascomycota; Dothideomycetes; Pleosporales; Didymellaceae
Exons: 2
Coding region: 95-346 (83 amino acids)
Source: RefSeq, a predicted model, not a curated record